AUGUCUGUUAUCCAAAAACACACCCACUCCUUACAAGAACUCAACCCGGAGAAGGAAAACUGGAAUAUCAUUGCAAGAGUGGUAAGGUUAUGGUUUGUUGAAGAUUGCACAAAAGGAAAAUCUCCAUUUUCCAUGGAAAUUGUUCUUCAAGACAAAGAGGGUGUCCUAAUCCAUGCAUCUGUUAGACGCACAUUGAUAUACAAAUUUCAGACUGAAAUCAAAGAGGAUAAGGUUUACACCAUUCAAUCUUUUAGUGCUUCAUGUAGUGGUGGUUCUUAUAGAACUACAAAUCACGCCUAUAAGAUCAACUUCCAAUUUGGAACCAAGGUCAAUAUGGUUGAAAGUACCUUAGUUCCGAAAACUAGAACUACAUACACCCCUUUUUCAACCAUCAAAGCUACUGGUUUUGACACAGAUUACUUAGUUAAGAGAGAGCUAGAGAAAGGUGGUAAGAAGACCAAAAUGAAUGCCAUCCUUAUUGAAGCUGAUGGUUUGCGACUAGAGUGUACUUUAUUUGGUCAAUAUGUUGAUAUGUUAAAUGUAUUUUUAGCCUCCGGAGAGGAUCAACAUGUUGUCAUUGCUUUACAUUUUUGCAAAGUGAAGACCUUCCAAGAUAAAGUUUCUAUUCAAAACUGUACGAACUGUACGAAGAUAAUUUUUAACUGUGAUGGUGAAGAUGCAACGAAGUUGAAAAAAAUGUAUAAACUUAAACUUCGUGUAAUUGAUGCUACGAAUUCUACAAUUUUUGUUGUAUUUGAUCGUGAUGCAAGUGCAAUGUUGAAGAAAUCAUGCUCUGAUAUUCUUGACUUACAAGACAAGGAAUCGUUGAAUAAUAAAGCUGUAAUUGAUGUUGAAAUUGAUGAGUUAACCCGCAAAGAAUCAUCUCAUCUGGACAAUCUUGACUUGGCUACUCAACCACCUCUUCCAGCACUUAAAAGACAGAUUCGAUCUAUGGUUCAAAAAAAUAAGAAGAUUCCAGUGAAGAUGUUGAAGAAGAAUAUCAAGAAUGAAAAGUGA
Molecule: messenger RNA, 1017 nt
Organism: Vigna unguiculata (cowpea)
Lineage: Eukaryota; Viridiplantae; Streptophyta; Magnoliopsida; Fabales; Fabaceae
Source: RefSeq, a predicted model, not a curated record